CAGAGCUGCACCAGCUCCAGACCACACCAGUCUCAGCCCCAGCAGGACGUCAGCAGCAGCUUCACAACGAGGACCAAGCAAUCAAUACUUUCCCUGACUGGACAGCGGUGCCAUGGGCUUUGGGCCAGAGCUGUGGUGCCCGCAGGGGCACACUGCACUGCUGCGGCUGCAGGAUGGGGAGCUGCAGCUCCUGGAGCUGAUGAAGAAGUGGAUGUCACAGCGGGCCAAGAGUGACCGGGAGUAUGCAGGGAUGCUGCACCACAUGUUCUCCCAGCUGGAAAAGCAGGAGAGUGCUUGGCAGCUCCACAGCGACCGAAGUGGUCAGGUUGAGAAGUCCUGGUGGGUGCUGGUGAGCCAGACAGAGACGCUGAGCCAGACCCUGCGGCGGCACGCGGAGGAGCUGGCGGCGGGGCCGCUGGCCAAGCUGAGCCUGCUCAUCCGCGACAAGCAGCAGCUGCGCAAGGCCUUCAGCGAGCAGUGGCAGCAGCUCAGCCAGGAGUAUAGCCGGACGACGCAGCAGGAGAUGGAGAAGCUGAAGGCACAGUACCGCAGCCUGGCACGUGACAGCGCCCAGGCCAAACGCAAGUACCAGGAGGCCAGCAAAGGUGCCAGCCUGGCCCCUGUCCCCUGCCUGACCUCCCAGCUUCCCUCGUGGCAUGGCUGGAGCACCCUGCCCUCUGUGGGAACUACAGCCCAGCCUGGAGCGGGUGGGGGUUCUGGGGUUGGGCAGCGUAGAGGGGGGAGAGCUCAGGGGGCCUUGGGACCCCACGCUGUGGGUUGGGAAUAUCCCUGUGUCAGUGUAACCAUCCCAGGCUUGGUCCCCCUGCCUGCCCUGGGGGCCUCUCCCAGCCCUCACCCUCUGAGCCCUGCCCCAGUGCUGGGACAGGUGAUGUGCUUGGGGUUUUCCACAGCUUCUCUCCACAGACAAGGAGCGGGACAAGGCGAAGGAGAAGUACGUGCGCAGCCUCUGGAAGCUCUAUGCCCUGCACAACCAGUAUGUGCUGGCUGUGCAGGCAGCUGCAUUGCACCACCAGCACCACUACCAGCGGGUGCUGCCCAGCCUGCAUCAGUCCCUCUACGGUCUGCAGCAGGAGAUGGUCCUCAUCCUAACCAGCAGUGCUCCCGCAGAAAGGAGAUCCUCAGAGAGUACUGCAGCAUCAGCAGCCUAGUACAAGAGGAUAUGCUGGCCGUGCACCAGGAGAUUGCCAGUGCCAUCCAGGCCAUCGACCCUGCCACUGAGUACAGCAGCUUCAUCCAGAGCCACCAGUACGAAUCUGAGGUGCCACCAGCUGUGUCCUUUGAUGAGAGCCUGCUGGAGGACACAGAAAACUUGGUGCCGGGGGAGCUGCAGCUGAACGAGCUGACCCUUGAAAGUGUCCAGCACUGCCUGACGUCGGUUGAGGAGGAGUUGGUGGCCGCCACAGAGGCUGUGAGUACCAAGGAGCAGCAGAUGCAGGAGCUGAAGGCACAGAUCCACGACGAGGAGCAGGGCCGGAGCCCCGCGGAGCGGGUGCACUUGUUGGGCAGGCGACAGGGGCUGCACGUGGCACGGCAGCAGCUCGAGGGCUGCCUCUGUGCCCAGGCCAAGCUGCAGGUGCAGCGGGACCUGCUGGCCAGGAAGCUGGCAGAGCUGGGCACCAGGGACCCCCUGCCCGCCCUGCCCAUGCCAGAGGAUCGGCAGUCCGUCUCCUCCACUGAGCAGGAGCGGAGUGGGACCAGCGCGCUGGAGACCCUCAAGAACCACAUCACGGGCAUCUUCAGCCCAAAGUACUCGCUGCCGCCCCCCGUGCCCCUAAUCCCCGACGUGCAGAAGCCGCUGUGCCAGCAGGUCUGGUACCACGGGGCCAUCCCACGUUCGGAGGUUCAGGAGCUGCUGACCUGCAGUGGGGACUUCCUGGUGCGGGAGAGCCAGGGCAAGCAGGAGUACGUGCUCAGCGUGCUGUGGGACGGGCAGCCCCGGCACUUCAUCAUCCAGGCUGUCAACGAUAUGUUCCGGCUGGAGGGUGACAGCUUCCCCACCAUUCCGCUGCUCAUCCAGCACCUCCUGCAGAGCCAGCAGCCCAUCACCCGCAAGAGUGGCAUUGUCUUGGCCAGGGCUGUGCCCAAGGACAAAUGGGUGCUGAACCACGAGGAUGUGCUGCUGGGGGAACGCAUUGGUCGGGGUAACUUUGGGGAAGUGUUCAGCGGACGCCUGCGUGCUGACAACACCCCCGUGGCUGUGAAAUCCUGCCGGGAAACCCUUCCACCUGAGCUCAAGGCCAAGUUCCUGCAGGAAGCCAGGAUUCUCAAGCAGUACAGGCACCCCAACAUCGUGCGGCUCAUCGGUGUCUGCACACAGAAACAGCCCAUUUACAUUGUCAUGGAGCUGGUGCAGGGGGGGGACUUCCUGACCUUCCUGCGCAGUGAGGGUCCCCACCUCCGCGUGAAGGAGCUGAUCAAGAUGACAGAGAAUGCUGCUGCUGGCAUGGAGUACCUGGAGAGCAAGCACUGCAUCCACAGGGACCUGGCUGCUCGCAACUGCCUGGUGACGGAGAGGAACACCCUGAAGAUCAGUGAUUUUGGAAUGUCACGGGAGGAGGAGGACGGCAUCUAUGCCUCCACAGGGGGGAUGAAGCAAAUCCCUGUCAAGUGGACGGCCCCUGAAGCACUCAAUUAUGGCCGAUACAGCUCAGAGAGUGAUGUCUGGAGUUUUGGGAUCCUGCUGUGGGAAGCCUUCAGCCUGGGUGCUGUCCCCUAUGCCAACCUCAGCAACCAGCAGACACGGGAGGCAGUGGAGCACGGUGUGCGGCUGGACCCUCCCGAGCAGUGCCCUGAGGAGGUGUACCAGCUGAUGCAGCGCUGCUGGGAGUACGACCCCUGCAAACGGCCCAGCUUCAGCACCAUCCACCAGGAUCUCAUUGCCAUCCGCAAGAGGCACCGGUGACAGAGAGCACAGGGGCCUGGACCCAUCCCGUGGCAGCGCUUGGGGCACAGCAGAGCCCGUCUGGGCAGCGGGUACUGCAGGGUGGUUUGUGGUGCUCGAGCCCCAGGGUGGGACAUGGCCCCCACAGCUCCUGCCCGGCUUCAUUUUGUACAAUAAACACACGAGCUCUGCACCUAGGAGCUGUGAGA
Catharus ustulatus (Swainson's thrush) is the source of this 3111-nucleotide messenger RNA. RefSeq names its product FES proto-oncogene, tyrosine kinase (gene FES). The record is from RefSeq and is a predicted model, not a curated record. Gene Ontology annotation, molecular function: non-membrane spanning protein tyrosine kinase activity; ATP binding. Bases 113 to 2923 code for a protein of 936 amino acids. Lineage: Eukaryota; Metazoa; Chordata; Aves; Passeriformes; Turdidae. Gene Ontology annotation, biological process: cell adhesion; regulation of mast cell degranulation; chemotaxis. The transcript has 18 exons.